Messenger RNA from Knipowitschia caucasica, 528 nucleotides. The record is from the annotation of a GenBank genome assembly. Lineage: Eukaryota; Metazoa; Chordata; Actinopteri; Gobiiformes; Gobiidae.
AUGUUGAAGAAGAUACUCAGACGAAAGAAGAACAGUUUUUGCCACAAUAGAAAUAUGAUUCGGAAGCGAGACCACGGCACAUCGAAGCCUUCUUUUUACACUACACCUUUUAAUUCCAGGCGCUGCCAGCCAGACUUUGACGCAAUUAUGCCUUCAGAGAAAACCUUCAAACAAAGAAGGACGUUCGAACAGAGAGUAGAAGAUGUCAGACUGAUUCGCGAACAGCAUCCUAACAAGAUCCCUGUCAUCAUUGAGCGGUACAAAGGAGAGAAGCAGCUGCCCAUCCUGGACAAGACCAAGUUCCUGGUGCCAGACCACGUCAACAUGAGCGAGCUCAUCAAGAUUAUUAGGAGGCGCCUACAGCUGAACUCAAACCAGGCCUUCUUUCUGCUGGUGAACGGCCACAGCAUGGUGUCUGUGUCCGCAGCCAUCUCCGAGCUGUACGAGCGCGAGCGUGACCAGGACGGCUUCCUCUACAUGGUCUACGCCUCCCAGGAGACCUUCGGCAGUGCCCCCUCCCCACAGUGA